This is a messenger RNA of Aphanomyces astaci, 2939 nucleotides long. RefSeq lists its product as hypothetical. Bases 8 to 2053 code for a protein of 681 amino acids. The transcript has 2 exons. Gene Ontology annotation, biological process: glucosylceramide catabolic process. Gene Ontology annotation, molecular function: glucosylceramidase activity. Lineage: Eukaryota; Oomycota; Saprolegniomycetes; Saprolegniales; Verrucalvaceae. The record is from RefSeq and is a predicted model, not a curated record.
GAAAAAGAUGCGCGCCAAGCUCAACCAAGGACGCCCGUCCUCGCAGUAUGGAUCCGUGGGUCCUCUCAUGGACGACGAUGUGAACUCCCGACGUAUGUCCAAUGCGAAGGUGCUGCUUGUCGCUGGUGCCGUGAGCAUCGUUGCGGCUGGAUUCGUCUCGACGUUGCAUUCGUCGCCUGCAAUCGUCGACAACUCGAUCAACAGCCACCCCAAAGUCGAACGUAAACAUGUGAGCAUCCACGUGGUGGAAACGGCGUACGAGAAUGGAACCCCUACGUUGUUCCGCAAGCUGCCUCCCCUGAAGUUCUCCAAGAAAGCGAAGGACACCAAGAAGUCAGGGACGACGACGGCCACGCGCAACAGCACCAUCUACAUCGACGACUCCAAGGUAUUCCAAGAAAUCCUCGGCUUUGGGGGCGCCUUCACGGAAGCGUCGGCGCUCAAUUUCAAGAAGUUGCCGCGUGCCAAGCAGGAAGAGGUGCUGCGCCUGUACUUUGACGAAAAGACUGGCGCUGCGUACUCGUUUGGCCGCGUGCCGAUGAACUCGUGCGACUUUUCCGUGGGGUCGUACUCGUUCGAUGACGUCGUGGGAGACGUGUCGCUGGCGCACUUCGACACGAACGUGACCAAGGACACGGAGUCCAUCAUCCCGUUGCUGCAUCGCGCGCUCCAACGUCGGCCGGACCUGAAGCUAUUCCUGUCUCCAUGGAGCCCUCCCGCGUGGAUGAAGCUACCCAACGACAAGGGCAAGUACUCGAUGACUGGGUCGGCGACGCCGCUGGGGAUCAACCCCAUCUACCAGGCGGCAUGGGCGCUGUACUUUUCCAAGUUCAUUUCGGCGUACAAGCACCACGGCAUCGCGUUCUGGGGCCUCACGCCACAGAACGAGCCCAUGUUUCCGGCGCCGUGGGAAGCAUGCUUUUGGGAAGCCCAUUCGGAAGCGACGUUUGUCGGCGACUUUCUCGGCCCUCAGAUCCGCAAGGACCACCCGGACGUGAAGAUCCUCGUGUUUGACCACAAUCGCGAUGCUGUGACAGAGUGGGCCGCCGCCGCAUACGCCAAAGCGAGCGAGUACGUGGACGGUGUCGCAUUUCACUGGUACAACGGCGACGGCCGCGAAUUAGACGGCGCGCUGUACUACAACCACCUGAAUGACACGCAUCACUUGGAUCCGUCCAAGCUGGUGCUGGCCACGGAAGCAUGCAACUGCCCGGGCGUGGCUUCCACCGCCGACGUCGCGUGGUUCCGCGCGCAGCGGUACGGCCACGACAUCCUCUCGGACGUGAACAACUACGCCAACGGCUGGGUCGACUGGAACCUCUUGCUAGAUCACGAAGGCGGCCCCAACCACCUGAACAACAAAUGCGAUGCGCCGCUGCUGCUCACGCCGGACGCCACGAGCUUCAUCGUCCAGCCAUUGUACUACUACAUCAAGCACUUUUCCGCGUUUGUCCCGCCAGGCUCCAAGCGCAUCGCCGCUGACGUCCGCGUCUCAUUCGAUACCCCCGGCACGGACCAUGCGCUGCUGCUCAAGUACCCGUCGGCCGCGCAUGUGUGCGACGGCAGUAUCCGGCAGGCGGUUAUCCGGACACCCGACAACAAGUUGCAGGUCCAGGGCACGGACUUUUGCAUUGAUGUAGUCCGCGAAUGGUUUGGCGAUAAGGUGGAGCUGACCAUGUGCAUUUACACGCAAAACGUGUACACUUUUAACGAGGAUGGAGCGAUUCAGUUUCAGGGCAAGUGCUUGUCGGUCGCGCACGGAUCGACCGAGAACGGCGCCGCGGUGACGCUAGAAGCAUGCGACCAGUCCACGGCCCAACAGUGGCAUGUGGGACAAGGUGUGGUGACCAACCAUGCGACAGGGUUUUGCCUCACGGCCGGCUACGCGUUUGCGCAAGCGACGGCGUUCCAGACCCCGUCCAACCGCACGGUUGUGGUGGUCCAGAACGAACACUCGCAGGUGGACGCAACGUUCGACCUGUCGACUUCCCACGGUGUUGUGCACACGGUCGUGCCUAAGCGAGGCAUCCGCACGUUUUACUGGGACCCGUAAGAAGAAACAGAACACGAGCUUUUGAUUGCGCAGGAUGCGGGCUGAUCGGUUAUGAUAAGUACCCUGUAUUCCUCCUGAUGACGAAACAAAUAAGGUAUUGCAAGCAUCAUUUCGACAGAAGUUGCUACAAAUAGGAUUUUCAAUAAAUAGCUUCAGUAAAACUUAAAAGUUCUUUACGUUAUUACACCAUUUUGCGGUUAAUAAUGUCGAAAAAUAUCUGGUACAUGUAUAUUACUGUAUAUUUCGUGGAAUUCCAUUUAAAUUCACGGAGUUUCAUUAUAUUUCGCGACUUUGGCACUUCAUUUCGUGGGAACGUUGAAUUCACUCAUUAUAUUUCGUGACUGCCAGUAUAUUUCAUGAUUUGCUCAGUUAGAUUCGCAAACAUCCAGUAUAUUUCGUGACUUGGCCAAUAUAUUUCGCAUAAAUGUUAACGCAUUGGGUGAAAAUAUGCAAGACUGUAACCAAUUCGUCGUCCAUGUGUUCGGCUCUGUGGUCGAGUGGAGUGAUACAAAUGAUUCGCAUCAACUCCAACGGCAAUCAACAGUACGCAUAUACUACGUGGUAUCAGAAGCAUAUCUUGAAUGACUUGGUCACGCGAUGCCACCCAAGCGACUACCGGUAUUGCUUUGCUGACAUCGGGACGUUUCUGUACGUGCCUCGUCGGCGUGGCUGACAUUCGUUUGUUACUAACGUUAGGAGAGGAUGAGGGGAAGGUUGCAAUCCAUGGGGAGGUGCUGCAUCGAGAAGGCUUGAAAAGUGCGCGAAAGACAGUUUCGCGCACUGCUUUCUGACCAAUCAGAGCGAGUUGAAGUGUAUUGGCCUCGUCACGAAAUAUAAUGGAUGUUUGCUAAUUGAGCAAAUCACGAAAUAUACUGGCAGUCCACGA